AAGAAAUGGACGCAGAUGAUUUUACUGGAAGAGGCUGGACCUCAGGAGACCGAUACAGAACGGCUUCCGGCAGGAUGGGCCAACAACAAGGAGCUAUACACCCUGCGCUACAGACAUGGGAGGUCACAGAUCCUACUCAAAGCACUGACUGUGGAGGGCACCCUCAUCGUCAAUGCCAUGGAGCUUCAGUCUGAGAAGGUUUCUGAUAUCACCCUGAACAUUGAAGAAUUCAUAGACAGUGCCCACCUCCAGCAGUACCACAGCGUCUACAAAAACCCGGUGGAGUUGAAGCGCCAGUUAGAAGCGAAGCUUUUGUCAAGUUUACUUUACUCUAAGAAGGAGAAUGUGAGAUCUGAGAGGGUGCGGGAGAGGCCUGCAGAAGACGACCCCCUUAGAGUUCCCACCAGGGCUCCAACAUCACAUCACCCUCCCUGGACUGACCCUUCUGGCCACAUUCCAUAUGGUGCAGCAGACCUAGACCCUCUCGGGGGGCGUUCUGGUGGUAUGAUCAUGGACCCUUUUCAUGCUAGCCGUACCAGACCCAGGCCUGAUCCCUUAGGUGGCCUUCCUCCUGGAGCAGUGCCCCCUGGUGCACGUUUUGAUCCCUUUGGCCCAAUUGGUUCUGGCCGUACUGGGCCUGAUCCUGAUCAUCUUCCACCCCCAGGAUAUGACGACAUGUUCAUGUGAUGCACCAUGGUGGUCGAUAAGUAGUUCCUGCACUUCUACGUUCUCCCGAGUUAUUCGGUGGUUUGGGCCAAUAUAAGUAUUACAGGGAUCCGCUGCUUUCUGCUUUCUAAGUGCAUUAAAACUGGACCUGCAGACAUCA
This is a messenger RNA of Hyla sarda, 826 nucleotides long. It is a transcript of the gene PSMF1, whose product is annotated as proteasome inhibitor subunit 1. Gene Ontology annotation, biological process: proteasome-mediated ubiquitin-dependent protein catabolic process. Gene Ontology annotation, molecular function: proteasome binding; endopeptidase inhibitor activity. The record is from RefSeq and is a predicted model, not a curated record. Lineage: Eukaryota; Metazoa; Chordata; Amphibia; Anura; Hylidae. The transcript is spliced from 7 exons. Bases 16 to 687 code for a protein of 223 amino acids.